AUGUCGCGAAAUAUUUUGUUCAAGAGACAUGCCGCAAACCCUACAACAACGUGUAGAUUGGCGAAUGUCAUGGCCGAGCAGAUCAGCGCCUUUCUUCGCAGCGCUCUGCUGGAGGAGAUGCACUUGCUGAUGACCCAGCUCCGUGGGGAGAUCACCGCGGAGCUGCGAGCCAUGCACCGGCAGGAGCUCACGAACCUGAGCUUGCAGCUGAAGCAAGUGAUCCAGGAAGCGCACAGCUCUGUGAGCUCUGUGCGUGCAAAGCCGCGACGGUCAGUACAGAGCUCGCUGGCGAGAGAGUUCGAGACGGACUCCACGGCCAGCAAUGAUUCAAAAGCCUUGAUGCCCUCAUCUAGCUUUGAUUCCGUCGAAAGGAGUCCGGACAAGGAGGGCGGCGCCAGAAGUGAAUGCAAGGAGAUUCUCCUUGAAACGGCAGCUGCUUGCUGUCCGAGCCAAAGUAUGCUCAAGUUGGUGGUUCAUGAUCUGAAGGCCCCGCUCAACGGACUGGCAGGAUACAGCAGGACUCUGGCAGAGACCGACCCCAAGCGGCAGAAAGAGUUUCGAAUGCUCACGAACACUGCGCAGUUCGCCUUGGACAACGUCACAAAUUUGACUGAUCUCUGGACUUAUGCCAAGCAGCAAAGCCGUGACUUGGUCGCCGAUGCCGUCAGGUUAGAGGAUCUGAAUACUCUGACGCAUGAGAGACUUGAACGAGCUGUGAAUCGGAAAGGCAAGCCGUUGGUGCAGAGCGGAGUGGAAGUGGUCAUGACCGUUCAAGAUACCCAAUAUGCGCUGCAUGGCGACUAUGGCGCAUUGUGCACGUUGCAAUAUCAUCUUGCCUCGAAUGCUGCAAAGUUUACACAGAAGGGUCAGGUGAAGGUGGUCUGGCAGUGCCGUGAUGAGGGCUUGUGCCUCGCGGUGGAAGAUACUGGCAGCGGCUGUUCCAGUGAACUCUUGGAGCAGAUCUUUGAACCCUUCGUGGUGGAGGACUUCUCGGAGUCCCGAAAGCACGAAGGGAUUGGCCUGGGGCUCGCUGUGGUCCGUGAGAUCGCACGAUUGCAUCGAGCCCAAGUCUUCGUGGAGAGCACCAAGGGAGUCGGGAGCACCUUCCGUGUGGUCUUUCCCCCCAGCGCCAUGGUCAAAGCACCGGCACCGCGCCGGACCCCACGAGACCGAGUGGGGCGCACCUUGACGGCUCCGUCGUAG
Molecule: messenger RNA, 1203 nt
Organism: Durusdinium trenchii
Lineage: Eukaryota; Dinophyceae; Suessiales; Symbiodiniaceae
Source: the annotation of a GenBank genome assembly